CACCGACUCUCGCCCCCCUGCAAAGGGCUAUUCAACUACCACCCUCGAGGGUUCGCCGACCCUGGUCCCCCUUCAAUGGGCUAAUUGAAACCACCAACACCACCCAUCUCCUCCUUCUUCUCACUUCCUUGCCGCCACCUUUCAACCUCUGGUUCACACGCCACAACCUGCGCCGUUCCUCACUUCGCCGUCGCCCUCUUCGCUCACUUCGCCUGGCCAAUCUCACCUCACACUCGACAACGAUUCGGUCAGUUUCAUCCGCGCUGUUUCAUCCUCACGUCAAAGUUUUCACACCACAACAAGCCUCGCUUUCAGCACCAAACCUUCUUCUCACACCACACCAAGCCUCAUCUUUACGCCAAACUUCCUCCUUACGCCAAGCCUCCUCCUCGCGCAACGCACACAGCCAUGGCAACGCUACAGGAUGACACGGACACACCGGGACCUCACGCGGAUGCUCACACCAACGAUGUUGUGGCCACAACUCGAGAAGACCCUGACGAGGCUGACAACAGUCACCAAUUCGACGGACACCGACUGCCACUUCCCAUGGUCAUCGCCAAAAUGCCAGGACAUCACGAAGCAAUGCACGAAGAGCAUGAAGAAGCUGCGUUGGUGAAGCUCAUGAAAGUGAAGGCCUCGGACGGCAUUGACUACUUCGGCGUCAGAGAUUGGCCUUGCAGUAUCGCCUACUUUCGGACGGAGGAGAUGCCACGAAACCACUUCCUCCCGUCCGGAAAGUCUCUCGAUGCACCCUACGACGCCGAGAAGGUACCAGAAGGCGAAGUCAAGCUUCUUGGAUUCUUCAGCAGACUUUCCAUUGCACCAGCAAUCAAGCUCAGUUUCCACCUGCACCGUGGCAUGAAGAAUCGCAAAACCAAUCGCCAUCCGCACGAGCAUAACGGCAAUGUCCUUUUCUUCUUCAAUACCGUCUACGAUCACAAGUCCGGCAAGCGCGUCCACUGUAUACGACCAGGCACAUUUGAGAUCGCGUGGAAGCACCUCGAGGUCCAUGGAAAGAACAAGACCGCUGUGGAAGUUCCAGACCCGGAUGAAUACUACAUUGAAAUGUCAUUCGUCGUCGACUACGCGGUGGUGACCAAUUUCAAUCCCCCUCCAGACUUCCCAUCGCUCACCUCCACUGAGCGCGAUUUCUUCAAAGUCCUGGGAGCAGUCUGCGAGACGUCGGGCACGAAGGUGAACAUUCGACUUAACCCUUUCCGACACGAAGCUGCGAGAGCAGAGGCCGACGGUGAAGUUCUCGCACUUCAACAAGCUCUUGAACAAUUUCCGGCUCUCCAAGCUACCACCGAAACCCCUGUCUCCCGUGCUUUGCGGAGAGGAAAGAACUUCUUUGCGUACAAGCCGGGCAGUUCCGAGCGCGCCAACGUCCGGCACAAUGCCAUGUUUUCUCGUCACACCAUUGUUACUGCACAAACGCCUUUUGUCGCCAUUCCCGCGGCUAAUCGCUUCAUCGACAAUACGCAUGGCGAGAUUGCUCUCGGUUAUGGCCAUCACCUGGAUUUCAUCGAAGAGUGCAAGCGACUCAAGGCGCUGGAGAACGACACUCACGUCUGUACCGUCCACAGUGUAGCUGACAGCGUCGUUAUUGCGAUCCGCUUGAGCUCGAUACCCGACAGUGGCUUGGAGAGCAAUGUUCGAACCCUUCACCCCAAUACCAAGCUCGAGCUCCACAUCGAAGGGCAGGCCGAACUCGAAGAUGUCACUGUCCGGGGAAUCACGACAGAUUUGAAUCUGGGUGUAUUGCCUCCCUCGUCGAUUCACGUCCUGGUGAAUGCCAAGUAUGCUACGACCUUGAAUUCCUAUGCCACUGCCGGAUUGCAAGCCAUCAAUGCACGUCGAUUCAAGGUACGAAUCGACGUAAGAAUCAACGACUCGAUCAUUGCUUCUCACCUCGACGCCAUUCACAAGGCGUAUGAUGUAGAGGCAUUAGAGGGAUCGGGCGGCAACCUACUGCCCCUGCUUCUUUACGACGGCCUCACAGAAGGAGCCAGCAAUCCAUGGGCAGGAUGCAGCAAUCAAGAAUUGGCCAAGGAAGCCAUCGAGGAGCUGAAGAUGAAGGAAGCGUGGACACCAAUGCAAGCAAAGGUUAUCGACAUGUCAACAGCAGUGAAAUUCCGCACGGGUCUCGUCGCCGGCUGCGGCGGCUCUGGAAAGACUCUUUUGCAAGUUCACAAAGGUCACGCUGCAGUGAAAGCCGGAGACAAAGUGGCAUACAUCAGCACUACCGACAUCGUUCUGGACACUCUGUGCAAGACCUACGUGCAGUAUUACCCGGAUGAUGAGCCUCCCGUCCGAGCAUACGCCAUGCAACUGUCAGUGCUGUCCCUGGCAGAUCAUGGCGAAAAGAGUCAAGCUGGAAACUUUUCGGAAGAAGAACUGGCAAUUUGGACUAUUCUGGAGCACAAGCGGAAGAUAGCCGACCCUUCACUUUUCGAGAUAGACGACUACUCCGUGGAAGGCCACAUACGGAAGCAUCUGCAGCAGGGUACCGUCUAUCGCAUACGGUUCACCGACGGCGAAACAGAGUCCGGUGAUCCUGUCUUGGACGUCAAGUGGCCCGAAGAUGUUGAUGUCUUCACGUAUCUCCGCGAUAGCCUGCGCAGAAUCAACUCAGCUCACGAAGCACGUGUCAAGAAAACCACCGCUCCCGUCAGGACGCCCCUGGCCGGUGGUCCCCAGGCUACCCAAGGCGCGAAUUUCCGGCGCUCCGCUUACGCUGCAGAAGUGGAUGGCAUGACCUCUUCAGACCCCUUGUUCUCUCCAGAUGAGUGGAGAUGGAUGGACCAAGCAUGGCGGGCAUGUCGUAGGUACGUGCUUGCAAAUGCGAAAGUCCUUCUCUGCACCGCCGUCAAUUGUGGAAGUCGCGAGGUGAGGAGAUGGUUCGCGUCCGGCGAUCAAGACCGAGUCUGGCUAGAAGUUGACGAGGCGACUACAAUUCAUGAGGCGUCCUUGCUCACCCCCCUCGCACAGUGCUAUCCGACAUGGGGUCACAAGAUCGUAUCCAUCUGGAUGUACGGAGAUUUGAAACAAUUCGCUCCCUCCGUUCACGGAAGCAACGGAGACCAUGACAGCGCCACCUACAACGAGUUCGGCGCUCAGAUCCGCCUAUCGCUCUUCCUACGACUCAUUCGAUCCGGCUUCCCAUUCAUCGAGCUCACGCAACAAGCUCGCAUGCACUCAGUCCUCUGGGAACACGUCAAUCGCAUCUUCUACGACAUCCCAAUUGCUAGCCUUGAGAAUGAAGACAAAUUCGCGCUUGAGCCGGGGUUCGAGAGCAUGGUGAGGGAGCUCUUCCACCAUCCCAAAGAUGCAAGCUUGAGCGACACGCAGCUCCGACUGGCUUACUUCGAACUCCCCGGUCCAAAUCUGCGACGUUCAUCGGAAUCUGGAGGCUCUCGCGCAAACAUGGCCAAUUUCUUGACCGUCAUGAACCUCAUCAAAGGGCCGCUGCGCAAGGUAUAUCAGCAUAAGAUGAACGACUCUGUGGCAUUGAUCACUCCCUACGCCCGCCAGAGGCGAAUGUACAUCUCGGCAUUCGCCCGUCUUCGACUGCUUGGCUGGUCGGAGAAAGAGCUACCGUUGGUCACUACAGUCGAUUCGGCGGCCGGGGUUGAGAGGGACCACGUCAUUCUCGACUAUGUUGUUACGUCAAAGACGCACGGUGGCCUGGGGUUCAUGCGCUUGAAGGAUCGAGCUUGCGUUGCCUUUACACGAGCGCGCAAAGUUCUGUGGAUUGUGGGCAGCGACUUCUUCGAUCCUAAGCUGCCGGCGAAAGCGAAUCCAUCAUCUUCGCAAGACAAGAGUGCACCGGAAUCUUCGCAAGACAAGGGUGCACCGGGCUCGGGAGACGGAGUGCGGAAGAAGAAAUCGCGCAAUCAUCGCGUCGACCUGUCCGGACAACGCAUGGCCGACAGCCCCUUGGUUGAAUACAGAUCGAUCUGUGACCAAGGUGGUGUGCUAUUCCGUCAGCCCAAGCCGACGAUCCACGAGAACGACUGGCCUGCCGAUCUCAGGCAACAACCUGAUCAAGCUUAACCGGCGAUAUCUCCAACGGCCAGGGCUAGUGAGUGCGGCGCAGAGGGGUGGGAGAAAGUUGAUUGUCAAGAGGCGCGCAAGUAGCAUCUUUUAAUCGAGUAUGAUUAUCACUACGUCCACUCUUCACAGUGCAUUGACCGUAAGAGUGUUCAUCACGAAA
This is a messenger RNA of Neohortaea acidophila, 4219 nucleotides long. RefSeq names its product P-loop containing nucleoside triphosphate hydrolase protein. The coding region runs from base 409 to 4059 and encodes 1216 amino acids. The transcript has a single exon. Lineage: Eukaryota; Fungi; Ascomycota; Dothideomycetes; Mycosphaerellales; Teratosphaeriaceae. The record is from RefSeq and is a predicted model, not a curated record.